AAAAACACACACAGAGAGGUAAGCCAAUUGAAUAAGUGAAAGGGAAAGCAGACAGAAACAGAAAGGUUACAACUUUCCCUUUUUCUCUCUUUUUUCUCAAUGUGAUUUGAUGCCUUUGAGUACAGAUAGACACUCUUGAAUCACUAGUUGUUGCUGGAAAAAAAAAUAGUACUACUAGAAAAGAGAGAGAGUGCAAAGCAAAGAAAAAAAAGAUUCAAGAUUUAGCUGGAUUGAUUAAACCACCACUUCAUAAUCGUCCUCGUUUCGGAUUUUCAGAUACCUGUUUUUGAGUGAAGGUAGAAGAAAAAUGGGUGUUGAAUUGUUGGAGAUUGGAGUUAAUGUGAGAAAAGGUGCCAUCUUUACAAUCAGAUCAUGUUUUAGAACUGUUUGCAGACAUCCAUUUCUUGUGGGCAUGCUGUGUUUCUUGAUAUUUCUGUACAGAUCAUCUCCUUUUACUUUUCACUUAUUGCUAUCUGCAUCCCCAAUCCUUGUAUGCACUGCUGUUUUGCUUGGAACCCUUUUAAGUUUUGGGCAACCAAAUAUACCUGAAAUCGAAGUCGACUCUGAGGCUCUGUCGAUUAAGAGUGGUGCUUUGGGUGAUGCUAGGAGCUAUUUUGUUGAUGAGUUUAAUAGGUGGGGUGAAGCAAGAAAGUCGACUGUAGUUCAUAGAGAGGAGGAUUCAGAUGACACUGCCCCGUUGAUUGAGGAAAGAUCACGGCAAAGUGAGGCAAGUGAUGUUGAGGAGAGGGGAGGCAAGAGAGAGUUGGGUGAGUUGAGGUACAAGAAGAAAGAUGAGUGGAUUGAAGAGAGGCUUUACAAUGGGGAUGCAACGGUAAAUGGUGAAGUUGUUGGAUCAGAUCACGAGAAAUCAGAAGCGGAUUCUUUUGAUUCCGAGAAGGUGAAUGUGGACUCUGUGGAUUCGCCUCCCUCCUCACCUUGGGCACGAGUCAAGGAGCCGGAGGAGGAAGAAGAGGACAAGGAGCAAGAUGAAGACGAGGAGGAGGGUUCAGAUUCUGAGUCUGAUUGUGCUGAGAGUUCCUCUCCGGAUGCAUCAAUGGCUGACAUAAUGCCAAUGCUUGAUGAGCUCCAUCCAUUGCUGGACGAGGAGGGCGGCCCUCAAAAUGCUCGUUUCUCCCGCAGUAGCUCAGAUAUAGCAUCGGUUAAGUCACUAAAAUCAAGUCAUCAGUCCGAUGAUGAGUCUGAAAAUCAUGAGCGCUUGGAUGCUGCUGAUGAUGAAAAUGAAGACGGAGAAGAUGAAGAAGAAGACGACCAUGGAGACAAGGACGAGGAAACAAAAUCUGCCAUUACAUGGACCGAGCAGGACCAGAAGAAUCUCAUGGACGUCGGAUGCUCCGAGAUUGAGAGAAACCAACGUUUGGAGAAUCUGAUUUUGAGGAGGAGAGCAAGGAAAAGCACAAGCUCGAGCUUCUUUGCAGAGAGGAACUUGAUAGAUUUGGAGAGUCCUGAUCUCCCUUUCAACAUUGCUCCCAUUUCGACAAGACGACAAAAUCCGUUCGAUCUCCCUCAAGAUUCUUGUGAUGAUACAGGGCUGCCUCCCAUUCCUGGUUCAGCUCCUUCUGUUAUGUUACAGAGGAGUAACCCUUUCGAUAUUCCUUAUGACUCAAGCGAGGAGAAGCCUGACCUUAACGGAGAUGUGUUUCAAGAGGAGUUCUCAUCCCAACCCAGAGAGCCAUUUUUCCGGAGACACGAGAGCUUCAGUGUCAGAACUUCAUUGUUUGCACCUAAGAGGCAAGAUGUCAAGAUGAGGCCUUACUUUGUUCCAGAGAGAACAAUCUCAGAAGAAUCGAGCAGUUAUCUGUUUCAGAGACAGUCAAGUGGACUUAGUGACUCGAAGGCGAGCUCCAUUCCUGAAACUGAAUCAAUUACUUCAGUUGAGGAUAUGGAGGACAACAAGCUUCCUAAAACAGACCAUCUGCCGGAAAGAGAGGUUGUUGAACAAUCAAGAGACGUCAUUGAGGAGGCUCCUUCUUGCAGUCCAAAGCUGAUUACCCCACAGGAGGUAGAUUCCGAAGAAAUGGUCUUCAAAAUGGAGAGUGUUUCCGAGCAUAUUAGACAUGGAAGUCAAUCUUCGGCAGAUGAUUGUCUAGAGUUUGACCACGUCGAGAAGAGAGAUGAUCAUGUCGGCGAAUCUCAUUUGGUAGAUGUUACAGAAUGCUUCGAGCUAGGAAGGGCAUCCCAAUACGCGGAAGGUCAGGGACAUUCGAGCUCCUCAUCACUUUCAGAAGUGAGUGAGAGGGUCUUCAUUGAUAAAGGAAGUGAAGGGCUAUCAAUGGUGGAGGGAAACAGAGAUGUCGAAGAACCAAGCAUGUCGAACCGAACUUCUGUAUUAAGUAAUGAUCCGAAUAUCACAAGUUUAUUGGCUAUCGAGCUAACACAACGGGUGCCUGUAUAUGAUUCUAGCCCCCAAGGACUCCGUGAGAGUUUAACAUGCUCCUCUGUUUGUGAUGUGCUUCCGGCAGGGGUUGAAUCGGAAGGGAGUCAUUUGGAAAUCGAGACAAACACUGAGAUGUUACCUGAAUCUUCAGUGUCCCAAUCAGCAGCAGCUGAUUCCAGGGCAGUUAAUUUCUUUGAUAUAAAAGAUCAUGACAAUGUGAACACUGAUUUAAGUCUAAAUUCUGCAUCUACUUCCUCUGCUUCUGAUGCAAUGGACAAACAUAUAUUGGAUGAAGUCUCUGUCUCCUUUGAUGAUAAAAAUAUUCAUGGCAUAGUUGAAGUCAGUGAGACGCAGCUUGACGGUCUACCAACAACAGAAAGUUCAAAUUCUGUCGAUUCCGAUGCUGAUAAUCAACAUGAAACUAAUGAAAAGUUAAUCUCUAUGCUCUCAUCUGAAGGAAAUACAUCUCUCUUUUACGAGAGUGCAAUACAGGAGCUAGAUUACAACCAUCUCAAUGAAGUGCAAGCAUCGAACACCCAAGUUGAGACAUCUUCGGAUUAUCAAAGUACACAUGAUGAUUUGAACAUGCCCGAGGUCCAAGAGCUUGAUCACUACAUCAACUCUCCAUCAAGUCCUAAAUUUGUUUCUAUUCUGCAAAGUGCUAUGGGGACAAAUAGUUAUCGUUUUCAUUUGCAGACAGUGGUGGAAGAAGUUGAUGAGAUUAAGGAAAUUGAUGAAGGGCUUUUGUGUGAGUUAGAUAAUGUUGGGGAUUUUAGUAUCGGACAGUUGGGAUCUGGCACGAGUGAGUUUGAAAAGCGUGUAGAAUCUGUUGCGGAAGAAAAUUUGUCUUCAACGCAGCAUGAGGUGAACAUAACGGAACAUGUUCCGCUUCCAGGGGAAUUGAGGGAGCAUCUUGAUGUGGAUGAACAGGAUGGAGAAUUUACUUCAGAGAUACAAGCAAGAAGAGCUGAAAAUACCGAGGUCUCAAAGGUCAACGAAAAUGACCCUGAUUCUCCCCAUCAGGAAACAUCCAGCGAUGAUAAACAGUGCACAGAAAAUGAAUUCCUGCCCGCUAAUUCGUCUGUGAAUGACAAUCACGAAGAUGCUGUUUCUGGGAUACAAGAAAUGGAAGUGCAGUCUGUAAAAAAUGUCUGUGUUGUUGCCACCAAGGCUGAAUUGGCAUCUGUAGGAACUCAAGUCAUGGUGGAAGUUGCUGCGGUGCCAUGUCAAGGUGAACUUGAUACAGAUGCCACUUCUGGGAUGCCUGAAACAAUCGAAAAUAUUGAUCUAACCUUAAAACAAACCAGUUCUAAAGAUCGUGUUUUUUUGGAUCCACCCGAAGAUGAGAUUCAGAAUCAUGAAGAUAGUGUUUCUGCAAUACCUGAAUCUGAAGCGCUAUCUGUAGGUGAUGUUGAUGCUGCUCCUACGCGAGCUGAAUCCAUGUCUAUGGAAACCAAGAUCACGGUUGGAGCUGCUGAAGUAUCCAGCUCUAGUACAGUCGAAGAUAUUGAACUGGCAUUUAAGCAAAUGAGUUCUGAAGAGCCUCGAGUCUUGGAGUCUGUUUAUGCGGAUACCCCUUCUCUGAUUUCUGUACUUGAAGCCUCUAAAAUUAAAGAUGAUGAUAUUGAGUCCAUGAAAAUCAGUUCUAUGGAGAUCGAGAAGCAAGUUCUGGAAGUUGAAAUUCCCGACUAUGAAGAUAGACCUGAGCAGGAAGUCUUUUUGGCAGAAGACGUUCCCAAGCAUACUGAAUUGGCUUCUGUGGAAACUGAAGUCGUCGUGGCAAGUGUUGACACAUUCAGUCAAGAUCGAAUCCCUAUAGAGGAAGCUUGCGUAUUCACAGAAAUUGAAGCUAGUACAGUUGAAGAGAUGGAUCUGGCAUUUGAGCAGAUCACGUCCAAGGCGAUAACGGUUGAUUUGAAGCCAGUAUAUUCGGAUUCCACUUCUGGGAUGCCUGAAAUCAAAGCUAACUCAGUUGAAGCUAUUCAUCAGGCAUUCCAUCACACAGGUUCCAGCGAGAUCAAGGAUCAUGAUAUUGGGGAAACAAUAACUGAAAAAACAGUACCAUAUGGGGAUGCAAGUGAGCCAGUAUCCACUAAUCAGGCGUCACUUGAUGAAGUUGGACCGUGUGAUGAUGCUGAAGUGAAUCAUAAGAAAACAGUUGAUAGCAAAACACCUGUAGUUGAUCGCGCUCUGCCACUUGUUGAAUCUAAAGAAACGCAAGGAGCCUCUUCCGAACUGCAUGUUGCUGAAGAUGUUUCGGAUGGUGAAACGAGUGUACAGCUGGAGCUAAAGUCAGAUGAUCAAUCAGUUGAAGUCAAGGCUGAUGAUAAGAUAGGGCCUUCUGACAAGAAAUCUUCUAGCAUUAGCAGUGCCAUUGAGGGUGAAAAGCCAAACCAUGGCGACAAAGCAGUUAAAGACUCGGAUUCUCCAUCUUCUGGUAAAGGAAAAGGUAAGCUCUCUAGAAGCUCCAGUUCCUGUUCCAGCUCUAGCUCCGACUCAAGCUCGAGUGCUUCCGAUAAAGAAUAAGAGGCUAGAUGGGCAAAAGAAAGUAUUUCAGCUGUGUGUGCAAUUCUUCGUUGCUCGAUACCAUGAGGUUCUUGGUUCUGCUAGCAAGACAAUUUCUUCAAGAAUGAGUUAUUAUUUGAUUUUUUGAAAUUUUGAGGGUUGGUUAGAUUUUCUCUUUGGCCUUUUUUUCCCGAAUUUUAGUGCUUCUUGUGGGGGCAGUUUUGAGUUGAAAUGUUGUCUUUAACUAUCCUAACUAAGGAUGUUCUGUAAAAUAUGUGCACACCUUAAUGAUUUGAUUAUAACCUAAGGGCAAGGGGUUCGUUUUGUUACAAUA
Molecule: messenger RNA, 5234 nt
Organism: Salvia hispanica
Lineage: Eukaryota; Viridiplantae; Streptophyta; Magnoliopsida; Lamiales; Lamiaceae
Source: RefSeq, a predicted model, not a curated record